Messenger RNA from Engraulis encrasicolus (European anchovy), 2775 nucleotides. Its product is annotated as LETM1 domain-containing protein 1-like. The coding region runs from base 101 to 1150 and encodes 349 amino acids. Gene Ontology annotation, molecular function: ribosome binding. The transcript is spliced from 9 exons. NCBI's taxonomy places the organism in Eukaryota, Metazoa, Chordata, Actinopteri, Clupeiformes, Engraulidae. The record is from RefSeq and is a predicted model, not a curated record. Gene Ontology annotation, cellular component: mitochondrial inner membrane.
GCAGGCACUGCAGCUUGCACUAGCGGAGUGGAGAAGGUUCUUUGGCAGCGGUGGAUGGAUACGCAGGGUGGCAUCUCGGCCGCCUGGUGUUCCUGCUACAAUGGCGAUGUGUGGGACACACGUCCGAAGUUGCAUUACGUUGACAUCUAUUUGUGCUAAACAACUCAGAUACGGGAUAUGCAAUUCAUCGCCGGCUCCUGUCCUUGCUGUAUCAACACUGAGGAUAUACUCCACGUCUCAUGUCAAAUAUGGAGUUCUUCAGAGGGCCAAUGAUAGGUUUGAGCGCUUUUUGGAGCGCCGAUUCCCCUCCAUCUACGUAUAUUAUCGCACAUUCAUGAAGGGUUUUAAGGCACUUGUGGAGGACAUGUCGGAAGCAAGGAAAAUAAAAGUAAAGAUGGACAACGAUGGAAUUGCUUACAAAGAACUCCCCUACCGAGAAAUGGAGAGACUCCGCUUGGUGCGUAAGGACAUCAUUAAGGCCAUUCCCCUCUUCAUCAUCUCGCUGCCUCCCUUUGCUAUCUGCUUUGUCUUCCUACUCAUGUACCUUUUCCCGCGGCAGUUGCUGUUCCACCACUUCUGGACUCUCCAGCAGCAGUGGGACUUCAAGAAGCUGUACCAUCGGCACCGGGCGCGGCACCACGACGCCAUCCUAGCCGGGGUAGAGAGCACGGCGCCCCAUCUGAAAUCCUGGAUGCUACGCUACCACCUACAGUCCCUCUGUAACAAGGUGCAGAGUGGGGUGCAGCCCAGUGUGUCCGACCUCCUGCUGGUCCAGCGCCUCUUCAGUGGACCCCCCCUCGGCCUCCUCCACAUGACCAACAGACACAUGAGGCACCUGUCUGGCCAGAUGCUGUUGACCUCGUGGCUGCCUGCCUUCAUGGCUCGCGGUCGUCUAGGAGACAAAGCUCUGGAGAUCCUGCACCUGGACAGAGCCCUCACACACUUCGGGGUCGACCAGCUCACAGACGACGAAGUUUACGAGGCGUGCUACGUGCGGGGUCUGGAGACCAGUAGUCUGGGCGUGGGCCUGUGUCGAGAGUGGCUUCACCAGUGGCUUCAGCUGUCGUCCCAUGUCACAGAGUCAGAGACGUCUCUCCUGUUGCAUAGCAUGGUACUGCUGUCGGUGAACUACCCUUCUCCAUUGAAGUGAGGUGAGGUGGGGGAGAGCAGAGCAGAGCAGCGGGAGGGGAGAGUGGCUUUCCUUGUCGGCCCCUGCACCGCCGUCGUCCGCCAUCUUGCUACAAGAGGAACAGGCCAGCGUGGGGCACCGUCUGACCAGACCGCACAUCGCCACGCUGCAUUUUCCACGCGCACGGAGCCACCACCGCCCCCCAUCGAGGCCCACAAGAGGAGAGUAGAGGCUUCCUCCUCACCCGCUCUCAUGAUCAGCCAAAUAUUCCAGUCUUGACUGCAAUCAAGUCAUCACUCAUUUUCAUGCUUAUAUACGCACACACUCUCUCUUUCUCUCUCUCUCUCUCUCUCUCUCUCUCUUUCUCUCUCUCUCUCUCUCUCUCUCUCUUUCUCUCUCACUCUCUCACUCUCUCUCUAUCUCUCUAUCUCUCUCUCUCUCUCUCUCUGUCUCUCUCACAAUCAACCUGAACCCCCCCCCCCCCUUCCUUGUGUUUGCUGUACCCAACCUUAAACCCACGCCUCUCUAUACCAAGGUAACUCAAUCUUAAACCCACGCCUCUCCAUACCAAGGUCUCUUAAUGUAGUCCCAGUGUCCUGAAGACUUAGUGCUGGUGGAUUGCUGUUGAUGGCACUUACCAGUGGUAUAAUGUGAAGUGACUUGAAUGAAUGAAUGGGGAAUUGCUACGAUUUCUCCGCUGAUGAGAAAGGAAUGGCUCGCUUACCUUGACCUCCGUCGUCGAAUCGUCUCGACCGGAACAAAAGCGAAUCUCGCAUGAGCAUGAAGGUGUAUUUCUGGGAUCAUCUGCUAUCAUCUGUUAUUUCCGGAAUCAUCACUCUACUACUACAUCUUCUCAAACGCCUGGCUCUUCUGGCUCCGACUUGGUCUGAAUUAGGUACAACUGCGCAGCCCUGAUCCUGCUAGCUAGCUAGUCGGCGUCACCAAAGCCAGAAGCCUUCUUCCUCUUGUGCCAUGCUGUUGCUGACAGACUGUGUAUGUGUAUCGCGUGUGAUGCUGGGAUCUGUUUCCAAACGUCUGUUUCAAAUGUUCAAAUGAACUUCAUUGAAUUCACCUUGUUGCUUACCAUAAUAGAUGUCUGUUAGUGAAUGAGUCCUGUUAGUGAACUGCAGCCCUUAACCUCACUGUCUCAAUUUUCUCAGGUUUAUUGUCUUUUUUUUGGUAUGUAUUUAAUAAUUAUUUAAGUUCUAUUUUAUACAUAUCCAUUUCUUUCUAUAUUCAAGUUGUUGUGUAGUGGUCAUUGUGUCGCCUUUUUUUUUUUGCAAUGCAAGAUGUUUACCAUUUACUGUGUAUGUCCAAAAAUGAAAACGAUUGAGAGUUUUGACAAAAUAAGAUUAAAAAAAAGACAAGAAAAGCACUGAGGUUGUUCCCCCUGAAACUUAAAGCAAGGGUCAAGGCACUGAGGGUGGAGUUGGUAUUUGGUUGAGCUCAGUGUGAUUUCUUCUGGUCGUGAAAGAGUUAAUUUAAUUUCCUCAUGGGGUUGUUUAACCACAAAAGGGAAGUAUUGAGUCUUACUCUGCAACUGACCUCGUCACGAUACAGGGGGGGCACAGUUCGCAACAUGUACUGGAACACCACUGCACCAUUAAAUGUCUGAAUGUUGGAAAAUAAAUCAAAUCUGAGUGAAA